Molecule: messenger RNA, 768 nt
Organism: Diplodia corticola
Lineage: Eukaryota; Fungi; Ascomycota; Dothideomycetes; Botryosphaeriales; Botryosphaeriaceae
Product: phosphatidylethanolamine-binding protein
Exons: 4
Coding region: 1-768 (255 amino acids)
Biological process (GO): regulation of proteolysis; regulation of Ras protein signal transduction
Molecular function (GO): phospholipid binding; peptidase inhibitor activity
Source: RefSeq, a predicted model, not a curated record
AUGAGGCUUUCCGCCAAUCCCGCGAGCACCAGCUCUUUCGUGAGCCUUCUCCUCGGCUUCGUGCUGCUUCAAUGGCUCCUUCUCCGUGUCGGUGCUCUGGUGGCACCGGCUGGACAGCACGUCUUAAACAAUGCUGCUGCCGCUCCAAAGAGCAUCCUGGGUGUUCGUGCUGAGCUCAUCAAAGCGGAAAUCAUCCCGACCGUGAUUGACGACUUCCUCCCCUCUCUGACGGUCAAUAUCACCUGGCCGUCGGAUGAGACUGCUGACCUGGGCAACACCAUCAAACCCAAAAGACUGAAGGCAGCACCUUCGAUUUACCUGGACGAUGAGCCAACCUCUGCUUCUGCCGUGAACCCCUGCAAGUCGAACAUGACUUACGUACUCGCAAUGACCGACCCGGAUGCUCCAUCGCGGGACAACCCGGAGUGGGCCGAGUUCUGCCAUUGGAUCGUUGCCGGUGUUCCCCUAACUUGGUCUGAUGCUCCUUGUGCCGACUCGAUUUCUGCUAAUGGUCACCAAACCGGGUUGAAGGAGGUCAUGGAAUACUAUCCCCCAGGCCCUCCGCCGAAGACAUGGAAGCACAGAUAUGUCUUCAUCGUGUUCGCGCCUUCGAACAGCACGAGCCAACCACUGGACUUGACCAAGCCGAAGGAUCGCAAGAACUGGGGUACCGGGAAGGAACGGCAUGGUGUCAAGCAGUGGGCCAACGAGAAUGGUCUCACUCCUGUGGCUGCCAACUUCGUCUACUCUAAAAACAAGAAACAGUGA